UGUGAUAGCGUUCAAACGAUCAACGAAGAAGAAUUAAAUGCUGUAGCAGGCUGUGGCGUUGCUAAUGCGGCGUUUUGUUUUGUGUUUUUGGCGCACAUUCAAAUUUUAAUGACUGUUUUAAAAUAACACAAGUUACGUAAAAAGAAGAGGAGCUGCCGCUAAACGUGCUGUGAAGAUGAAGCUCAACAUUGAGGGUCUGCUGGUGUAUUUUCCCUAUGACUACAUCUACCCCGAGCAGUACUCCUACAUGCUGGAGCUGAAGAGGACGCUGGACGCCAAGGGUCAUGGAGUCUUGGAGAUGCCAUCAGGAACAGGGAAGACCAUCUCUCUACUGUCCCUCAUUGUGGCCUACCAAAGGGCUUUCCCUCUGGAGGUCACCAAGUUAAUUUACUGCUCUAGAACAGUUCCAGAGAUCGAGAAGGUUGUGGAGGAGCUGAGGAAGCUGAUGGAGUUUUACACUAAAGAAACAGGAGAGAGCAACAACUUCCUGGCUCUUGCUCUUUCCUCCAGGAAGAACCUCUGCAUCCACCCUGAGGUGAGCUCUCUGCGCUUCGGUAAGGAAGUCGAUGGGAAGUGCCACAGUCUGACAGCAUCGUACGUCCGCGCACAACAUCACAGCAACCCCAACCUGCCCGUCUGUCGCUUCUACGAGGAGUUCGAUUCAGUCGGCCGACAGGUGCCUCUUCCUGCUGGCAUCUACAACCUUGAUGACCUCAAGGCCUUUGGCAGGAGGAAGGGCUGGUGUCCUUACUAUCUGGCUCGCUAUUCAAUCCUGCAUGCCAACAUUGUGGUGUACAGCUACCACUACCUGCUGGACCCCAAGAUAGCUGAUCUGGUGUCUAAAGAGCUGGCAAAGAAAUCUGUAGUGGUAUUUGAUGAGGCUCAUAAUAUCGACAACGUGUGCAUCGACUCCAUGAGCGUAAAUAUCACCAGGCGAACGCUGGACCGCUGUCAGACCAACGUGGACACUCUCCAGAACACCAUACACAAGAUAAAGGAGACGGAUGCUGCUAAGCUGAGGGAGGAGUACAGACGCUUGGUGGAGGGGCUGAAGGAAGCCAAUGUGGCGAGAGAAACCGACAUCUACCUCGCAAAUCCGGUGUUGCCUGAUGAAAUCCUUCAAGAGGCGGUGCCUGGCUCUAUUCGUACAGCCGAGCACUUUGUAGGUUUCAUGAGACGCUUCCUGGAGUAUCUGAAGUCUCGUCUGAGGGUCCAACACGUCGUACAGGAGAGCGCGCCGCAGUUCCUUAAAGACAUUUUCGAAAAAGUCUGCAUCGACCGCAAGCCUCUAAGGUUUUGUGCAGAGCGGUUGCAGUCGUUGCUUCGAACUCUGGAGAUCGCCGACAUCGCAGACUUCUCAGCUGUUACUCUCAUCUCGAACUUCGCCACUCUCGUCAGCACCUACAGCCAAGGCUUCACCAUCAUCAUCGAGCCCUUUGAAGACAGAACUCCGACCAUCGCCAACCCCGUGCUGCAUUUCAGCUGCAUGGACCCGUCUAUAGCCAUCAAACCAGUUUUCCAAAGAUUCCAGUCAGUCGUCAUCACCUCAGGGACACUUUCCCCCCUGGACAUCUAUCCCCGCAUCCUUGACUUUCGCCCGGUUACCAUGGCGUCCUUCACCAUGACACUGGCGCGCACCUGCCUCUGCCCUCUGAUUGUUGGCAGAGGAAACGACCAGGUGGCCCUGAGCUCCAAGUUUGAGACCAGAGAAGAUUUCGCUGUGAUUCGGAAUUAUGGUAACCUGCUUCUGGAGAUGUCUGCGAUCGUUCCCGAUGGGAUUGUGGCGUUUUUCACCAGCUACGUCUACAUGGAGAACAUCGUGGCGUCCUGGUAUGAACAGGGAAUCCUGGAGAAUAUCCAGAGAAACAAGCUGAUCUUCAUCGAGACUCAGGAUGCUGCAGAGACGAGCAUGGCCCUGGAGAAAUACCAAGAGGCGUGUGAGAACGGCCGAGGAGCCAUCCUCCUGUCUGUGGCCAGAGGAAAAGUGUCUGAAGGGAUCGAUUUCGUGCACCAUUAUGGCCGUGCUGUCAUCAUGUUUGGAGUGCCGUAUGUUUAUACGCAGAGCCGCAUCCUAAAGGCUCGGCUGGAGUACCUUCGGGAUCAGUUUCAGAUCAGGGAGAACGACUUUCUGACGUUUGACGCCAUGCGCCACGCGGCUCAGUGCGUAGGCAGAGCCAUCCGAGGCAAAACUGACUAUGGACUCAUGAUUUUUGCUGACAAGCGUUACGCACGAGCAGACAAACGUGGGAAGCUACCCCGCUGGAUUCAGGAGCACAUCAACGACGGCAGUCUGAACCUCACCGUGGACGAGGCCGUGCAGCUUUCCAAGCACUUCCUGCGGCAGAUGGCUCAGCCUUUCAGACAGGAGGACCAGUUGGGUUUGUCUCUGCUGACUCUCGAGCAGCUGGAGUCGGAGGACAUGCUGCAGAAAAUCACUCAGAUUGCUCAUCAGACCUGAAGGUGACACGAACCGUAUGACAUUGUCACCACAGCAGCACCAUAAACAGAGUCAUCAGCUGUCACCAGACUAGGGUUAAAUAUGGGUCUGCUCUAAAAGGGCAGGUCCACCUUAACUUUAGGAAGGAAAAACUCAGAAUUAUGUUUUAAGUGUCUGUUUUCCCCCAAGUGGUAAAAAUACUGUAAAAGUAUUUAAAGUAUUUUCAGCUCUGCUGGUGACAGUAAUGACUUCUGACAGGAGAGCCGCUCCCACACCAACGAUGUGAGCCUCAGUCAAAGCCGCUCAUGGGUCAGUCAGUAUUUAAGGUUGCACUCGGUCUGCAGAGUAGACCAUCUGCAGACCUUUGAACCACUUAAGUACAUAUUUCAGUACUCUGUUCAGCUUUUCACUGAAGUACGGAGCAGUAAACUGCUGCCAUGAAACUUAUUUUCCCCUUUAUUAAUCAAAGGAAGAAGCCUUUGCUUCUGCAGACGCACAUGCUACAGAAAGUCCAGCAACACUGACUAAGUUCUAAACGUGCGUGUUUCAGUCUUCAGCAUUACCGUGAUGCAGAAGUUUCAAUUCAUUUAGUUUUUUUAAAAAUUUCUUUUGAUUGGUGAAAUGUGUCAGUAGGUCAGCGUGUUGCAUCAGAGAUGUGACACUAACACUGGUGUCUGUGCAGCGUCUGUCAUACAGACAAGAAUACUGUCAGGUUCCUUUUCUACUGCAGCUGUACAUAAAUGCUGUUUUAUACUGUUUUCCAACCAGGAAGCUGGAAUAUAAAUGUUUGUAUUUAACAGCUGACUUGUGUUUUUCUUCUGUGGGAAGUGUUUGAAUCGAAAGUGUCCAUCCAUCACUCGCUGAUCUUAAUAUUUAGACAAAAAGGGCUUUAAUUUAUGAAACCCUGAAAACAUUUUCAGACAAACACAGAGGAAAGAAAACACACAUACAAGGGUUAUCGGUGUCUUAGUUUAAUUUAUUACAGCUCAAAUUUGCAAAUAUAAAACAAAUAUUCAUCUUUUCCACAUUCUUACAUGUGCUUCACUCAGCUUGUAACAGACUGUCGUGUAACAGCAGCUAACACGGUGCGACUUCAGCCCUUUAAACAGACUGCAGUGGCUGUCUUCUACCACUGCAAAUGCAAAACAAGAUUCCUACGAGGAGUCUCAUGGAAUGAAAAUCUUCAUGGAUCAGGUGGUAAUGCUGCUUUCAGGGACCCAGUCUAUUAUCAGAAUUCUCAGGUGUUUGUGUAAAACUUGUUAUUCAACGCUCUUUGUAACAAAUCUUCAGUUCAACUAGUUUAAAAAAAUAUCUCUAAUAAAUAUCAGAAAGUAGAAUUUUUGUAGUAGUAGAUUUCAGGCAUUUCAGUGAAAAGCAUAGAUGUAACAUUAGACGAAUACCUCAAUAUCUAAACGUAGGCUACCUCAGUAGUUGAUAAUGCUACUUCUACCAGCGUAGAGUGAAAGCCUCGAAUGCACCAUCAUAUUUAUGUAUCACUCGGCUGCUGAGCGAUCCACCCGUCCCCUCCUUUGCUCUCUCAUUGCUUGUUGGCUGUCUCAUGAUUUGAUUACUUUCCUGGUUAGACAUCAGUGAUGUUUGCCAGAAACAUUUUCAACUUGGCUACAAAGCUGUACCGCCGCUGCUAUUUUUUCAUCUCAACCUCAAAACCAGUUUAAAAUUAUCAGGCCAAAGCUGACAUUUGGGCACACAGCAACAAACCUAGGGAGACUUUUACACAUCUGAAAUUCAAAAUGCAACAAACGGAUAAUCAAUAAAUACUGAACAUAGGCUACGUUCACGCUGCAGGUCUUAAUGCUCAAUUCCGAUUUUUUGAUCAAAUCCGAUUUUUUUUUGUCUGCUUGUUCACACUACAAAUAAAAUG
This is a messenger RNA of Haplochromis burtoni (Burton's mouthbrooder), 4319 nucleotides long. It is a transcript of the gene ercc2, whose product is annotated as excision repair cross-complementation group 2. Lineage: Eukaryota; Metazoa; Chordata; Actinopteri; Cichliformes; Cichlidae. The record is from RefSeq and is a predicted model, not a curated record. The transcript has 23 exons. Gene Ontology annotation, molecular function: hydrolase activity, acting on acid anhydrides, in phosphorus-containing anhydrides; ATP binding; damaged DNA binding. Gene Ontology annotation, biological process: positive regulation of mitotic recombination; transcription by RNA polymerase II; nucleotide-excision repair. The coding region runs from base 176 to 2458 and encodes 760 amino acids. Gene Ontology annotation, cellular component: nucleus.